Molecule: messenger RNA, 2520 nt
Organism: Lachnellula hyalina
Lineage: Eukaryota; Fungi; Ascomycota; Leotiomycetes; Helotiales; Lachnaceae
Gene: bimA
Product: Protein bimA
Exons: 2
Coding region: 1-2520 (839 amino acids)
Biological process (GO): cell division
Molecular function (GO): protein binding
Source: RefSeq, a predicted model, not a curated record
AUGGCGCCCGCUCCAGAUAGCGUCAAAGCCCAGUUACGGCAGCUCAUUUACUACCACAUCGAUAACAACCUCCUCACCAACGCCCUCUUUUUCGCCGAGCGACUUCUAGCCUACAGUCAUCGAGAACCGGAGUCUGCGUAUCUUGUGGCCCUCUGUCACCUUCGAUUGGGAGACGAGGCUUCGGCUUAUGAGUACAGCAAGUCUCAUGGACACCGAGGAACGCAUUUGGGAUGUGCUUAUGUCUUCGCACAGGCAUGCUUGGCCCUUGACAGACAUAAAGAUGGAAUAGUGGCGUUGGAGAAAAGCAGAGGGCAGUGGGGAGGAAAGAAUAGUUUUGGUAAACAUACACAAACCACACGGCAACCGUACCCCGAUGCCGCGGCGAUAACCUGUUUACUGGGGAAGCUUUACUUUGCAUACGAGAAUAAACAGAAGGCUAUCAGCUGCUUCGAGGAAGCUCUCAAGCUCAAUCCUUUUAUGUGGGACGCCUUCACGAUCCUUUGCGAUAUGGGCACGCAUGUGCGGGUACCGAAUAUCUUCAAAAUGAGUCCGGAAAUGGAGGCCGUGCUUAGGGUUAAUACACAUGAGCAAGCGGAAUCACAAAGUCAGACGAAGGAUAGCACACUUUCGAAUGGGCAAGAUCAUGACCGGAACCGGACUGGAGCACGCCCUGUGCCUGUGGCAGUGGCGAGCGAUAGUGGUGACCCGUUCAAUAAUGUACCUUCGAAAGGUUUUGGGGGAGGGCUCUUUGGUACCCUUGGGAUGUCGCAGAAGUUGAAUGAGAGUAACCCAAGUUUAACGAACUUGCCUGCAGCAGGGGGAGGAGGUAUCGGCCCUGAAGCCAUGGAAACACCAACAGGACCUAGUGCAUCGAUAGACAUAACGGUAGUGCCUAAUAGAAGAGAUCCCGGUGUGGUCUCUGCUUAUUCGACAGAGCCACCACAAGCACCUGCGAGGAAAACGCGAACAAUACCAGGUCUUGGCAUGGACUUCAGCAUGGACGCCCCGCCAAAAAUGAGUAGUCGAGGAAUUACUUUGAAGCGUACGCAGAAACCUACAGAUCCAGCAGAAGAGUCUGCGGCCACGCAGUUCCUGAGGCAUACAAACUUAUCAGCUGCCGGUGUGGAGAGGAAACGGACCGUCUCGGGUCAAGUUGUGCCUCGCCAAAUGUCAGAGGACCCCGGGGCACCUCAGCGGAGAAGCGUCAGAUUAUUCAAUCAGAUACGUCCCACAAGCAGCAAAUCCGCAAGCAAUUCAAGUAACGUUCCAACUGUCGGAGCUGCGCCAGGCAGAGAGUUGAAAAAAGCACGGCCGCCGAUAUCAAGGAUUAUGCGACCAAAUUCAAGUACCUCCACCGUUGGAAGACAGGUUAGCGGGAACAGAAAACCUGUGGAAGAGCCGAUGGAUAUAGAUCAGAAGGAGACAGCUCCACGAUCUUGGGCACAUCCUGUCACCAGCAUACCGACGUCAAAAUCGUCAGAUUCUAAUCCAAUGAAGAAUGAAGAGUCAGUCAAGGUCCUGCUUGACUUGUUCAAAGCUAUCGGCAGCGGUUAUUCCGCCUUGUCUCAGUAUAAAUGCCAAGAUGCAUUACACAUCUAUAAAACUCUGCCCAAGACACAGCAAGAUACUCCUUGGGUUAUGGCACAGAUAGGCAGAGCCUAUUAUGAACAAGCAGCUUACACAGAUGCUGAAGAAUGUUACAAGAAGAUUCGAAUUAUGGCCCCUACGCGAUUUGCAGAUAUGGAAAUAUACUCAACCAUUCUGUGGCAUCUGAAGCGCGAAACAGACCUCGCAUUCCUUGCUCAUGAGCUUGUUGAUUCAUCUUGGCAAUCUCCUCAAGCCUGGUGUGCCCUUGGCAACUCCUGGUCACUUGCACGUGACCACGAGCAAGCGCUUCGCUGUUUCAAGCGUGCCACCCAGCUCGAUCCGAAAUUUGCCUAUGCGUUCACCCUCCAGGGGCACGAGCAUGUUGCAAACGAGGAAUACGACAAAGCUUUAGUAUCCUAUCGCCACGGUAUGGCGGCCGACAAACGUCAUUACAAUGCAUGGUAUGGGGUUGGUCGCGUGUAUGAGAAGCUUGGGAAUUAUGACAAGGCUUCCUUGCACUUCUCGUCUGCUUCGGUAAUUAACCCUACAAACGCGGUCUUGAUUUGCUGUAUUGGAACUGUACUCGAGAAGCAGAAACAACCACAUAAAGCAUUGGAAUACUUCACCCGGGCGACAGAAGUGGCGCCACAGUCGAAGUUGACGAGAUUCAAGAAAGCUCGUGCCCUGAUGUCGCUAGGACGAUUACAUGAAGCCCUGAAGGAGUUGAUGUAUCUGAAGGAUAUUGCGCCAGAUGAGGCUAUGGUGCAUUUCCUUCUCGGAAGGCUCUACAAGAGUUUAAGAGAGAAGGGAGCAGCCGUACGCCACUUCACCAUUGCGCUGAACUUGGACCCAAAGGCUAGUCAGAACAUCAAGGAGGCAAUCGAGAGCUUAGAAGAUGAGGACGAUGAUGAUGAAACAAGUAUGAUGGCAUGA